This is a messenger RNA of Mangifera indica (mango), 1025 nucleotides long. Its product is annotated as MDIS1-interacting receptor like kinase 2-like. NCBI's taxonomy places the organism in Eukaryota, Viridiplantae, Streptophyta, Magnoliopsida, Sapindales, Anacardiaceae. The transcript is spliced from 2 exons. The coding region runs from base 396 to 863 and encodes 155 amino acids. The record is from RefSeq and is a predicted model, not a curated record. Gene Ontology annotation, biological process: protein phosphorylation. Gene Ontology annotation, molecular function: ATP binding; protein kinase activity.
UUGGUGGAAGAAUUCUGUACAAAGAAAUCAUGGAUUCAACCAAAGCUUUUGAUGCUAGGUACUGUAUUGGGAAAGGAGGAUACAGUAGCGUUUAUAAGGCCAUGCUGCCAUCAGGUAGCAUAGUAGCUAUUAAAAAACUCCACCCGUUACCAAAUGUUGAAAUAACACAUCAAAAGGAGUUUUUGAAUUAGGUCAAGACUUUAACGGAGAUACGACACCGAAACAUUGUGAAGUUGUACGGCUUUUGUUCAAACAAGCAACACUCUUUUUUAGUUUAUGAGUAUCUUGAAAGGGGUAGUUUGGCCACAAUCUUGAGCAAAGAAGAAACCGCUAAAGAAUUGAAUUGGUUCAAGAGGGUGAAUAUCGUCAGGGAUGUGGCUCAUGCGCUGUCUUACAUGCAUCAUAAUUGCUCUAUUCCGAUUGUUCAUCGAGACAUAUCAAGCAACAACAUUUUGCUUGACGAGGAAUAUGUGGCUCAUGUUUCAGAUUUUGGCACUGCUAAGCUGUUGAAGAGAGACUCAUCCAAUUGGACCGAACUUGCUGGCACAUAUGGAUACAUUGCACCAGAGCUCGCUUAUACAAUGGAAGUUACAGAAAAAUGUGAUGUGUAUAGUUUUGGAGUGAUAGCAAUGGAAGUGAUUAAAGGAAAGCAUCCAGGCGAUAUAAUCUCUGCUCUAUUGUCCCAUUUAACAAGUGAGAGCAUGCUGGUGAAAGAUAUUCUGGACCAACGACUUCCACUUCCUCCUCCUGAAGUUGAGGAACAAGUGAUGACCAUUGUAAAGCUAGCAACUGCUUGCUUACAUGUCAAUCCACGAUCUAGGCCAUCCAUGCGCAUGAUUUCCCAGACGUUAGAUCAGUUCUAGAGCCCUUUACACUAUUAAAUCCGGAUAAAUAAAUUGUAUUGUAAAAGGUUAGGAUCAAGUAGAGGAAAUGUGAGGUAAAAGCAACUGCUUCCACACAGUAAGUGUUGCCUAAUUUGUAAGGUAUUUAUAUAUUUCUUCAAGUAAUAAAUGCUUACAAAUAAA